Molecule: messenger RNA, 1852 nt
Organism: Blastocystis hominis
Lineage: Eukaryota; Bigyra; Opalinata; Blastocystidae
Exons: 5
Coding region: 15-803 (262 amino acids)
Biological process (GO): amino acid transmembrane transport
Molecular function (GO): amino acid transmembrane transporter activity
Source: RefSeq, a predicted model, not a curated record
AAAUAUUUUUAUAGAUGCAGCAGCCUCCGACUGAAGAGCCGACACAAGUUCCUGAGGUUCUAUCUCCACCCAUAGUUCCCGAACUUCCCGAACUCCAAGAGCCUCUCUUGCUUGAAGAGAAGGUCGAAACCGACGCAAACGCCAGCAUUGGUGCCUCAAUUGUGAACAUGACGAACAAUGUCCUUGGUUCUGGAUUAGUUGCUCUAGCGUACUCUGUUAGUCGCUGUACCUUGAUUCCUGGAAUUCUGAUUUUGAUGACAAUCGCUGCGAUCGCAUGCUUUUCCCAGAUCGUUAUCACACGAAGCUGCCGCCUCACCGAUAAAUACACAUAUAAAGAAAUGGGCCAAAGCAUUUUCGGUAACACGGGAGGUGUGAUCGUUUCUUUCAUCAUGCUGCUCUACACCUGCGGUUCCUGCAUCUCCUACUUCGUAAUCAUCGGCGAUCUCUUCCUGGACGCGUUCUCCUUCCUCCUUCCCUCCAUCUCCAUCCUCCAAAGCCGCGCAAUCGUCGUCGGCAGCAUCUGCUUCUUCCUCAUCUUCCCUCUCUGCAUGCUUCGCACGGUGGAUUCGCUCAAAUACGUCUCCGUCGUGUCGAUCCUCUCCAUUCUCGUCACCGCCGGCGUGAUUACCGUGGCCUUCGCGUCCCACCCCACGGUGAACCCGACGGUGGAGCUGAUGCACAUCACAUCGCGCAUCAUCAGCGUCAUCCCGAUGAUGUGCGUGUCCUUCAACUGCCACUACAACGUGCCUCGCUACUACUACGUACCCUCCUUCUCCUCGCCGCCUCACGCGCGUAGGAGCUGAAGAACCGCUCGCCGGGCCGCAUGUGGCUGACCUCCAUCGGCGCUUCCUCCAUCAUUCUCUUCGUCUACCUCGCCGUAUCCCGUACUUUCUCUCUCUCUUUUCUCUCUCUAAUCCCCAGUGAGCGGCUAUUUGAUGUUCGGCGAGGACACGCAGGGCAAUAUUCUGCUCAAUUUCCCGCGGGACUCGAUCUCGCCCACGGUGGCGCGCAUCGGCCUGGGCUUCGGCAUCAUCUGCCACUUCCCCAUCACCUACUUCGCCGUGCGCACCAAUCUGCACUCGAUUUUCUGCUCGAUGCGGGAGUUUCAUUCGCUGGGGCUGCGGUUUGUGUAGGCGCGGAGGGAUGAUGUGAUGCAGAACGGCCGUCGGAGUGCUCGCGUCCACGGUGACGAUUGCGAUUCUGCAGACGAAGGUGGAAGUGGUGAUCGGAUUGAACGGAUCGCUCUUCGGAUCCUUGAUCAUGUUCGCGAUUCCUGGAUUGAUGUAUUUAAUGUGAGGAAAUGGGCAGGGAGUGAGGCACAGAGCGGGAAGGGGAGAUAAGGGAACGCUUCGGAAGAAGAUCGAGGCAUGGUUCAUGGUGUUUUUCGGAUUUACGAUGUGUAUCGCUGGAACCGUUCUGAAUGUGAUGAAAAUCGUGAACGGAGAAGGAUAAGAAUCAGAAUAGUAGUUUUGUUCUAAUUUCGAGUUGUUCAACAUGCAGCAAAUGGAAAGGGUUGGAGGAAUAGAAGCUUCAUACGAGAUUCGAGUUUGUUCAACAACAAACAACAGAUAAAAGAAAAGAAAAUACUAAAAACUAAAAAUACACGCAAAACCACAAAACCACAACGAGGUCUAGAAACUCGUUCUUUGGAGCUGUUGCGACCUGUAGCCUUCUGAAACCUACAAGCAAUUAGAAUAUGCGUUCCUCAUGGUGGAAUGAGCCAAAAAACCAAUCCAUGAAAAGAUGAGAGAAGCACGUCUUUUUCCAACUACUAUCACAGUAUCGCCACAAGCCAAUCGAGACUGCGCUAAAAUUGGAAGAAAGGUUGAACCUUUACCUACCUGUAAGAAAA